Protomyces lactucae-debilis is the source of this 951-nucleotide messenger RNA. RefSeq lists its product as uncharacterized. The coding region runs from base 85 to 588 and encodes 167 amino acids. The record is from RefSeq and is a predicted model, not a curated record. The transcript is spliced from 2 exons. Lineage: Eukaryota; Fungi; Ascomycota; Taphrinomycetes; Taphrinales; Protomycetaceae.
CAUCAGGAAUCAGCGCUUGCCUUCUUUCGCUCAAGCUGGCUUGGGCCUCGUUUGGCAAUCUGCAUUUAUAACCAGCUGGACCUGAUGCACGAAACCAGGCAUGAGGCAAUCAAACACUUCCUCGAAAGUUGUGUCUUGUUUUACCACUCGCUUUUUGACUUGGAGACCGGUCAUGGGAUGCAGCAAUGGCCCUCGGCAAACGCAGAAGCUAUCCAUGCGGCUGCUAUGGUGCGAAUCUCAUUCUCCAAGGACGAGGCAGGGUUCAAUCUCCAUACAAUCGACAUGGCGAAAGAUUUGCUGGUGCUCGGUCACCCUCCAACCUCCUCUGGCUCUGCAUCCACAGACAGACUACUCCAGCAAAUUCUGCAGCACCUGGACACGCAGCAGCAGCACCUGGACAGGCUAGAGCAUGGUCAGCAUACGAUCAACUCUCAAAUCUUCCUCAUUAAGCAGCACCAGCAAGUGCAUGAAUCGCACCUUGCGAAAAGCCUUGCAUGCUUUAGUGCACCAAUAAGCAGUCAAGGCUGGAUUGUAUUCUUCGCCGUUUAUUUAGUGUGGAACACGGCUUUCUCACGGCUUUCUCACUAGGCAACAGAGAGUAUAGCAUCUGUUGCCUGAGACUCUAUGUCUGUCUAAUGAUUCUGUAAGCCUUGUCUCAGUUGCAAAAUUGGCUCUUCGCAAUCUAUGUUUGGUAUAUACUUAUGGCUUUGUAGUCGCGUGUGUGUGUUGUGGGGGAAUAGUGGGCGUCGAGGGGUCUUUUGUACUCAUCUUUGUAGCGCGUGAGAAGAGGCAACCCAAGUCAAGAGUUUCCUAGGCUCCAUGCACAACCUCGCCCAAAACGAGCUACCUAAUUGUGCAGCGCACAAGAGCCAACAGAGCCUUAGCUGGUCAAGUCUGCGACCACACAGCUACAGGACAUGCCUCCCGCAGCCACAGAGUGAAUUUUUUGAC